Messenger RNA from Naegleria lovaniensis, 1662 nucleotides. RefSeq lists its product as uncharacterized. The transcript has a single exon. Bases 1 to 1662 code for a protein of 553 amino acids. NCBI's taxonomy places the organism in Eukaryota, Heterolobosea, Eutetramitea, Acrasida, Naegleriidae. The record is from RefSeq and is a predicted model, not a curated record.
AUGUCAGAGUCACCAACAAAGUUUUUCGAUGAGUCAGACACAUCAUCUACAAAAAGCGGAGGAGACGAGUCCAAGAAAAGGUCAACGGCCAUGAAAGAUUCCAAAUCUAAUGUUAGCCUUGGGGGUGAUACCUCUCGGAAAAGAGAAGGAUCGCUGAUGGAUCGUCUUGUAAACUCAUCGAGUUCGGCCAAUCUUCUUCAAAGCAAAAAUAGUAUAUAUGCUGUUUCUACGUCGUCAUUAAUACCCCAAGACUUUUUCAGCCUUGCCAGAACAAACUUCUCUGAUGGAAAGCAAAAGGACAUGACCUUGGCCAUGUAUCAGUUCAGUGGCCUGAAUGGACUCAACAGCAAUGACGAAAAUGUCUUCAUCAACAACUGUUUGACCCUUAUUCACCCUAUAAUACAGAAAUACCACGGCGUAUUCCAUAAAUAUUACGAUGAAUAUCUCAUAGUAGUAUAUGAAGCACGGCAUUCGCAACAAGCAAUUGAAUGUGCUUUCGAUUGUAUAGAGGCCAUAAGGAAGAAUGCACUAGAAUGCUCGAAAUCCAGUAGCUAUUCAGCUCCUGGAGCCGAAAGGAACUAUAUUCUGUUAGAAAAUAUCAAUGUCGUUGUCCAUACCUGUCCUUGUAAAAUUGCUCCAGUUCAUUUCAACGAAAAACACUCAGAUUUUACAAUCAUGACACCUUCUAAGGAUGUUCUGAGAAGAAUGGCAAACCUAGGCAGAGUGUAUGAUAUUCCGAUUGUUAUUUCUUCUCAAGUUGUACAGAAAAGCGAAAUACUCAACGCUAAAACAUUCAACAACCCAGCCAUGAACAUUACUCCAAUAGGAAAAUACUUUCUUGCCAACUCGUCGACUGAACUCUAUCAAGUUUUUGAUACCAAUUGGGAUGUUUUCCUAUAUUCGCCUGAUAGAAGGAAGGAUUUUAGGACCUCGCUAGAUAUGUUCCAACAAAGAAAAUUCAUUGCUGCCAUGAACAUAUUCUCUAAGUUACACAGAAUGAAUGAUAAUGACAAGCUGUCCUUGUUAUUUGUCAAAGUUUGUAGAAUGUAUCAACAAAGUGAAUUACCUCCACAAUGGGAUGGUGUCAUUAUGUUGGAUAAGGACAGUGAGCCCUAUCCUAUCAGCAAAAAACCAAAGGGGUUCUACAUCCAAGCAGGUAUUAGUGCCUCUUUCCAUCUCGGUGACGAGCAAUUCAUGUCGCACGGCAAAGACAAGGAAGAAGAAAUUCGGCUAUUAACUGAAUCCCUCAAUCAGAAAGCUCUCAUGAUCAAGGACAUGAAAGAAAUUCUGUCGGUCAAAGAAACAGAACUUGCCAAACUUCAUGAAAUUACUGAGCUCUUGAUGAAGGAAAAGAAGCAACUGAGCCAACAACUUAAACAAAGCAAUGAAAGAAAAGCAACGGAUAAAACAGCUCAGAAAAAGCUCCAACAACAAGACAGCAAAAAUUUACAGGCCAUGAACAACACAGGAGGAAAUGAACAUCAGCCAGUACAACCUUCUUCGUCAACAAACAAUACACAUAGUCGUGAUGCUGAAGCUGGAUGUAUGGGAGGAUUGUUUUCGUGUUUUGGAGGCUCAAAAUCUAGUUCGCAACGAAACGCUCGUCAUCGAAAUGGAAGAAAGAAAUAUGUUGGAAAUAGAGUCACACCAGUAAAUCAAUAA